Messenger RNA from Suillus subalutaceus, 2538 nucleotides. RefSeq lists its product as uncharacterized. NCBI's taxonomy places the organism in Eukaryota, Fungi, Basidiomycota, Agaricomycetes, Boletales, Suillaceae. Gene Ontology annotation, molecular function: polyamine oxidase activity; L-amino-acid oxidase activity. The record is from RefSeq and is a predicted model, not a curated record. Gene Ontology annotation, biological process: amino acid catabolic process. The transcript is spliced from 7 exons. The coding region runs from base 431 to 2371 and encodes 646 amino acids.
UAUGGGAGGCAGCUGACCUCAACGCCUCCGAGUCAAGGUUAUGAGGUUACCCGGUACCGCCAGCCGCCGAACCACUAUUCAAUUGCCAGGUACUCAGCGUCAAGAUUGAAUCUCCCUCAAUGAUCUAGCCAACGAUAUGGAUGCGAAAUCGAUAAUCACAUCAAGGGGCAUAGAUCUUGUAAGAUGAGUGGAGCCAGACAUGCCAACCUAAUCCACAGUGCUAACUCUUGAAUAUUUGAAUUCUGAUAGGUAGUACAUGACAAACGCAUAUAAGCAAGAACGAAUAUCAUUCAUUCUUCGCGAUUAGUAUCGAGCCAAAAUGGUUGUUUGUAUUACACAGGCUUCUCCGCGAACGGAACACCCUCCAGCCUCUCCCUUAUAACUAAGGGUAUACCUAGAUUCAAAGAAAGAAAGCACAUCCACCUCUUCGAUGGCAAACUUUACAAACUCGUCUUCCCCUUCGCCGGGGUAUGAUACCUAUGCUCACUAUGCUCGUAACCUGAUCCAAGCCUUCGAUAAUGAGCUGAAGGGCACAGAAACCCUCCCGCCUAGCGUACCAAGGCCGUUGACCGCUCCACUGACUCAGAAUCGGAAGAUAACCGAUAUUAGCUCUGUAGGUCUGAUUGGAAUCUCGGACGCAGCUCUGCAAAAACCGGUUGGAAUCCUGGGUGCAGGAGCGGGCGGGUUGUACACAGCUUUGAUCCUCCAGGACCUCGGUAUUCCAUAUCACAUCAUCGAGGCUCAAGGUAAAGUCGGAGGAAGACUUCUCACAUACAAAUUCCAAGACGGAACGGGAUCGCCCUACAAUUAUUUCGACAUUGGCGCUAUGCGAUUCCCGAAAAUCAGUUCCAUGCAGCGAGUCUUUAACCUCUUCGACUACCCACCUCUCAACGAGGGCAGUAUCUCUCUCAAGACGAAGGCGGCGGGAAACAACAAUACCCUAUACUCUUAUAAUGGCGUCACAGUGCGGCAGAACGCGAUGCCCCCAAGUGACCCUUUCAAGGCUGAUCAGGUGAUCCAAGACGUCGUUAGCUCGAACCCAUACAUCGCUGUAGGUGUGAAGGCAAUCAUGGACGAUGUCAUUGGUCCCUUUGCAACACGCCUACUUGACGAUUUGAAGACUGGAGGGUCAGAAGGUUGGAAAUAUAUGAGGAGCUUCGACCAUUAUUCGACUCGCGCUUAUAUGCAGCUCAAGUAUAUACCGAGCCCAAGCCUUGGUCUACCCAACAAGUCUCUAUCGACAGAUGUUGUCAACUGGUCCACCGGCUGGUACGAUCGCGCUCUCUCCGAGACUGUUUUAGAGGCCGUUGCUUUUGGUUGGCAUCCCGGACCUAACCCGCCUCCCACGCAAUGGUUUUGCAUUGAUGGCGGCGCUAACGAGAUUGCGGCUUGCAUGGAACAAUAUAUUCGCAAGAAUAGCAAAGACGCUAUCACAUUCAACUCCAGAGUGACGGCCAUUGGAAUUAAUGAGGACAACUCUGGCAUGGACGUUGUUACAGACAACAAGGAUCUUCACAAAUUCUCGCAUGUCAUCUCUACUAUCCCCUUACCCGUUCUCCGCACUGUCGACCUCAGCCAAGCUGGUCUCUCCCCCAUGCAGUCGAAUGCUCUGCGAACAUUGAACUAUGGUCCCUCCAUUAAGAUCGGAAUGCAGUUCAGAACUGCGUGGUGGACGACCGGGACGGAUUUAAGUGGAAAUCCUCUCAAUAUAGUUGGAGGACAGACGUACACUGACAGGCCUUUGCGCACUGUCGUUUAUCCUUCCUUUGGAAGCGUCCAGGCUGGGACGACGACUACGCUUAUCGCCAGCUAUUGCUGGACGGAGGAUGCUACUAGGUUGGGUGCGUUGAUAGGCAGAGAUGACGCAACGCUUGAACAGCUUGUGUUGAAGGAGCUGGCGGAUCUGCACAACGUUGAUAUAAAAUAUAUACGUAACCAGCUGAUCGAAACCAAGGGAUGGAGUUGGUCCCACGAUCCUUAUACGAUGGGUGCCUUUGCUUUCUUCGGACCUGGAAAGUUCGGAAAUCUUUACACGAGCCUUAACAAUCCUGCUGCAGGGGGUUAUCUUCAUUUCGCUGGCGAAGCCAUCAGUGUACGGCAUGCUUGGGUGGAGGGUGCAUUGGAUAGCGCUUGGAGAGCUGUCCAUGAAAUGCUCGUUUUCCCUGCGUUCGAAUCCUACCGAGACAAGUUCUUCGAGCAUUGGGGAGUAAAUCCUGAAUGGGUUACACAAGGUGCAUUGAAAGCACCUACCAAUCGUCGUGGUGGGGAACCAGAAGGUCCAGAACCCCCUGCUCGCGCGCCCCAACCGCGGGACGAUCUUGUCUGGGAGCACAUCGUGCUCACACACCCAGAGCUGUUUAAACAAUUGUAGGCCUUUCGUUACUCAAAGUUAUCAUGAAUUGUCGACCUCUGCCUGUUUACGCUGUAACUUGUAUCAUUACGACGAAUGAGUGUGGAUUGUUCCUUAUGCGUUGGUUAUGUGUUGUGCAUAGUACCACCUGUCCGAAUUCAAUAUUCAAUAUUCAAGAGUUAGCAGAA